AUGGGCCUCUUCUCUCGCGCGAAGCUGCGCAGCGUGGACUUUUACCGCAAGAUCCCGCGUGACAUGUCCGAGGGCACCGUCCCCGGGAGCGUGAUCUCCAUCGGAAGCGCGCUGCUGAUCGCGCUCCUCCUCGUCUCCGAGAUCGGACGCUACGCGACGCCGACGUGGAAGACCAAGGUGGUCGUCGACCGAAGCCUGGACGGGGACAUGAUGAAGAUCAACUUCAACGUGUCUUUCCCCGCGCUGUCGUGCGAGUUCGCGAGCGUGGACGUGGGCGACGCGAUGGGACUGAAUCGGUACAACCUCACGAAGACCGUCUUCAAGCGCGCGCUCGCUCGCGACGGCACGCCGCUCGGCGCGAUCGAGUGGGAUCGCGAUCGCGGGCCGAACGCGCACGGGAGGCACGCGGACGACGACGAGCACGCGGGCGCGCCCGUGCACGACCUCGACCCGCGGUCGUUCGAGAAGCACAAAAAGGCAUCCACGGUGCUGCUCGUGAACUACCACGCGCCGUGGUGCCCGUGGUGCCGCCGGUUAGAGCCGACGUGGGAGGCGGCGGGGAUUAAGGUGCACUCGAAGUAUCCGAAAGGGUCGAGAAAUCGCGUCGUGCUCGCCAAGGUGGACUGCACGCGGCAUCUCAACCUGUGCACGCGGGAACAAGUCACCGGGUAUCCCACGAUUCGCGUCUACACCGAAGGCAGCGACGACGUCGCCAUCGGGAACCAGCACGACCACGCGUCCUACCACGGCGACCGCACGUUGGAGGCGAUCACGGAGUUCGCGUUCCACCUCCUCCCGGACUGGAAGAUCGAAGAGGCGGACAAGACGGAGUCGCGCGCGGUGGUGACCAGAGAGGAAGCGCUCCGGCACGAGAGCGUGCGCGCGGUGAAAGGGCCGGGGUGCUCCGUCACCGGAUUCGUUCUCGCGAAGAAAGUCCCCGGACACGUGUGGAUCACCGCGAACUCGAACUCGCACUCGUUCCACCCGGAGGAGAUGAACAUGACGCACACGGUGAACCACCUCUUCUUCGGGAACCAGCUCGGGCGGAAUAAACUGAAAGCGCUCGAGCGGAGAGAGAGAGGGGCGUCGUCGAACUGGCACGACAAGCUCGCCGGAGUCACGUUCCGCAGCCUGCAGACGAACGUGACGCACGAGCACUACCUUCAGACGGUGCUCACGACGUUGCGGCCCGCGGGGUCGUACGUCGCGUAUCACGCGUACGAGUACACGCAGCACUCGCACGCGUUGGUGACGACGAGGGAGCUGCCGCGGGCGAAAUUUCACUUCAACCCGAGCCCGGUGCAGGUGGUCGUGACGGAGGAGAGAGAGCCGUUUUAUCACUUCAUCACGACGCUCAUGGCGAUCGUCGGCGGGGUGUACAGCGUCUGCGGCAUCGCGGACGGGUUCGUGCACAACACCCUGAACAUGAUGCGGAAGUUUGAGCUCGGGAAGCAAGGGUGA
Micromonas pusilla CCMP1545 is the source of this 1461-nucleotide messenger RNA. RefSeq lists its product as uncharacterized. Gene Ontology annotation, cellular component: endoplasmic reticulum; COPII-coated ER to Golgi transport vesicle. The transcript is spliced from 3 exons. The coding region runs from base 1 to 1461 and encodes 486 amino acids. The record is from RefSeq and is a predicted model, not a curated record. Lineage: Eukaryota; Viridiplantae; Chlorophyta; Mamiellophyceae; Mamiellales; Mamiellaceae.